ACGUGGUCUGUUGAUACAGAGAGGCGUAUACACAGAUCGCCAUCUUCGUUCACUUUACACAAGUUCAAAACUGUAUAAGGGACACCAGAAUGGGCAGCGUAAUGGCUGAUUUCAUGCAUAUCUGAAGGUUAACGGUCUAUAUGCACCUAUCACAUCAAACCAAACAGUGAAGAUGGCAUCUAAUGUUACAGUUAAAUCAGUGUUGGAGAAGAUUAGUGUGGAUCAUCUGGAAUGCUCCAUCUGCACCAACCGUUUCAGGCAGCCCAAACUGCUGGACUGUUUGCAUAGUUUUUGCCUGCAAUGCCUCCAAGAGCUCAGACAGAGCCAAGAUCCUAGUGGUACAAAGCUGAUAUGUCCUCUGUGCAGACGUGAAACCAUGUUGAAAGGUUCUGGGGUUGCUGAUCUCCCUAAUAACUUUGCAUUCAGUGCACUGGUGGAUGAAGUUACAAUGCAGGAAAAGCUACUGGACGGGCAAGGCUCAGAGAUCAAAUGUCAAGCCUGUGAUGAGGAGAAUAAGGCCACUUCAAGAUGCAUGGACUGUGAUCAUUUCCUCUGUCAAGAAUGUCAAAAGGCACAUGGACGUAUGACAUUAAUGAAAUCUCACAAAAUCUAUACACUGGCUCAACUUCGAUCAGGAGAGACUGUCUACAAGAGUAAACUAAGAGAAGAAGUUCCCAAAUGUGGCAAGCAUCCAGAUCAGAAUCUAAAUGUCUACUGCAAUUCAUGUGAGCAAGUCAUAUGCACAACUUGCUCUGUACUUGAUCAUGCAAAACACUCACUCAGUGGACUACCAGAGGCUGUAGAUAAGUGUAAGAGAAAAGUCACAGAACUGGUUGUAAAAGCACAUGCCAGCCAAACAGAACUGAACACCGCCAUACAAAAGUUAAGCGAAUCCCGAAAAGAGCUGGACACCGUGUUUGCCGCCACCAAGACGAAAAUCUCAAAAAAGGCUCGACAGGAGAUUGCAAAGACUCGACGGGAGGAGAAGAAAUUGUCCAAAGAGAUAGACAGGAUUUAUAAAGAAAGAACCAAAGCCUUUGAAGCAGCUCAAGCUCACAGCAGAAAAGAGGUUACCAAGACAGAGCAGAAGCUGGAUGAGGUGGAACAUCUAACGGAUCAAGCGAGUUGCUAUGAGAUUCUUGAACAUCAGCAGAAGCUCUUGCAUAACCUCAGUGAAUUGACAGGGAAGCAGCCACAGCAAGUUCCUGACAAGUUGACCUUCAUGGACUUUGAAGAAGGUGAGAGGUCACUUGGGAGACUCGUUCUGGAGGAAGAGCCAAAGGCUGCAGCAAAGCAAUCACCAAGACCUACAACAUUUGCAGCAAUGGAGGAUUUAGCAUCACAUUUUGCGGCUAUCAAGACGCUGUAG
Patiria miniata (bat star) is the source of this 1369-nucleotide messenger RNA. Its product is annotated as E3 ubiquitin-protein ligase TRIM71-like. Gene Ontology annotation, cellular component: nucleoplasm; chromatin. Gene Ontology annotation, molecular function: zinc ion binding; ubiquitin-protein transferase activity. Gene Ontology annotation, biological process: positive regulation of DNA-templated transcription. NCBI's taxonomy places the organism in Eukaryota, Metazoa, Echinodermata, Asteroidea, Valvatida, Asterinidae. The transcript is spliced from 3 exons. The record is from RefSeq and is a predicted model, not a curated record. Bases 173 to 1369 code for a protein of 398 amino acids.